GAGAAGCGAGGGGCGGAAGCUCUGUGUGCCGGUGAGCUCCUCGAAUUGAGCGUGCAUCUGGCGCUCACAGGAAAAGGAAGUGUGUGAAGCAAUGUGAAAUAGAACUAGUAAAACUAAGGCUUGCAGCCUCAAAAACACGUGUGGAUAUAUUUAGAAAUAUAGUCAUGUGAUCGCGAAAGUGCGCAGUGAUUGAAUCAUGCGCAUGCCGUUGUCACAGCAGAAACAGAGCAACAGCACAGUACCACAAUAGAGCAAGCUUAAGAUAGCAAAAUCACAAAUUAAAGCACUCUAAAAAGAAAGAAAGCCUUUAUUGGGCAUUAUCACAUACAGUGUAACAACGAAAUUUGUCUUCUGCAUUUAACCCAUCCCCUGGGGGAGCAGUGGGCUGCCAUGCAAGGUGCCCGGGGAGCUAGUGCGAAGUGUCUUACUCAAGUCACAGUUGGUGCUCUGAUGGGGGUUUGAACCUGAGACCUUCCGCUCUACCAUUAUGCACCUCUUAGAUUCACACAGAGCUAUGUUGGGGGACCUCAUCUAUUUAAUCUGUUAUUAACAGAAUUAUUAUUACAGUCCUACAUGGUCAGACAAAGGAGGUACUGCGGCCUGCAUGUAAUGUCUUCAUCCUUAUAGUAGUGAGUGCAGACAAAGAGAUUUCAAAUCUCAGCGCCAAAACCAGGCGCCAGGCUGGGGAGCCAGGUAUGGGUGAGAGGGCUGAGACGUCCGAACUCCCGCUGAUACAAGCGACAAACGGUGGAGGAACUUGGACAUCAGCCAUCCUGAUUGGAUCAAACAAUAGGACGGGCGUGACCGAAAACACGGUUAUAAAAGCUGCCGUGACCAAAGACUUGCCCCUUGUCCUCUUGCCUUCGAGUCCACUGCAGACCUUUCUUCUUUCCGUCCAUCUGGAGCUUCCCUCUGCCCUGACACACCUGGAGCCUCCACCGCAGCCAGCAGAUGAACCAACGUGGACUUUGUCACAGAGAACGGACCUGAUCACCCAUCUACUUCCAGCCACCCAGCAGGAAACCGCCAUCUUAAUCGUCCAACACCCACACCUGGACCGGACCAGACCGCAACAGCGCAAGCACACACGCAAUGCCGAAUCUUCCCGGAAGUCUCGAUAUUCAAGUGGAGGACGUGCGAAUCCGAGCCAUCCUGUCAUCCUACCGUAAGAGAAUUCCAGUGACGGAGGGCUACGUGGAGGUUAAGGAUGGUGGUAAAUGGAAGCAGAUCUGUAAUACAGAAUGGAGCCAUUUCAACAGCAGAGUCAUUUGUGGCAUGUUUGGUUUUCCUGGGGAGAGGAAGUACAAUACCAGAGUCUACAAGAUGUUUGCCCGCAGGAGAAAACCAACGUUUUGGGACUUCUCCAUAAACUGCACUGGCAAAGAAGCUCAUUUAUCCAGCUGUAAACUGGGCCAGGCUACAUCACUGAAGUCCAAUGGGACCUGUGCAGGAGGGCUGCCCGUGGUGGUUAGUUGUGUUCCAGGCAGAGCCUUCGCCCCUGCUCCCAUGACAGGAUUUAGGAAAGCAUUCAGACAAGAGCAGCCGCUGGUGCGUCUUCGUGGUGGGGCCAUUGUAGGCGAGGGCCGAGUGGAGGUGUUGAGAAACAGAGAGUGGGGCACCAUAUGUGACGAUAACUGGAACCUCCUGUCAGCCACCGUGGUGUGUCGGGAGCUGGGCUUUGGUACAGCCAAGGAGGCUCUGUCUGGAGGACGCCUCGGACAAGGUAUGGGCCCAGUGCAUAUGAAUGAGGUUGACUGCUCUGGCUUUGAGAAGUCCAUCACAGAGUGCCUCUUCAACAAAGAAGCCCUUGGCUGCAGCCAUGAGGAGGAUGCUGCUGUCAGAUGUAAUGUACCUGCUAUGGGCUUUCAGGAGAGGCUGCGUCUGAGUGGAGGUCUACGCCCCUACGAGGGCCGUGUAGAGGUGCUGGCAGAGAGAAACGGCUCCCUGGUAUGGGGAACGGUGUGUAGUGAAGGCUGGGGAAUCAUGGAAGCCAUGGUGGUCUGCAGACAGCUGGGCCUGGGCUUUGCCAGCAGUGCUUUACAGGAGACGUGGUACUGGCCAGGCGAAGUGGGUGCAGACACUGUGGUGAUGAGUGGUGUUCGCUGCUCUGGAACUGAGAUGUCUCUAUCCCACUGCCUGCAUAAUGGAGCCCACCUGAGCUGCUCAAGAGGAGGGGGACGCAACACUGCCGGAGUCUCCUGCUCUGAGACGGCUCCUGACCUGGUGUUGAACCCCCAGGUGGUGGAGCAGACCACCUACAUGGAGGACAGGCCCAUGUUCAUGCUGCAGUGUGCCUAUGAGGAGAACUGUCUGGCCUCUACCUCCAGCCAAGUGCCAGCUAACACCUACCGCCGUCUGCUGCGCUUCUCCUCCCAGAUCCACAACAACGGCCAGGCUGACUUCAGGCCCAAAGCCAGCAGAGAGUCCUGGGUGUGGCAUGACUGUCACAGGCAUUAUCACAGCAUGGAGGUGUUUACGCUGUACGACUUGAUCAGCCUCAACGGAACCAAAGUGGCAGAAGGACACAAAGCGAGUUUUUGCCUGGAGGACUCAGAGUGUGAUGAAGGUAUUGAAAAAAGGUAUGAGUGUGCUAACUUUGGAGACCAGGGCAUUACUGUGGGCUGCUGGGACACCUACAGACAUGACAUUGACUGCCAGUGGGUUGACAUAACCGACGUGAAGCCUGGAGAUUACAUCUUCCAGAUAGUAAUUAAUCCAAAUUAUGAAGUUCCGGAGUCGGACUACACUAAUAACAUUGUGAAAUGCAGAUGUCGAUAUGACGGCCAUCGCGUUUGGAUGUACGGCUGCCAUAACGGUGGCUCAUUAAGCAUUGAAACAGAACAGACAUUCCCAGGCCUCCUCAACAACCAAGUGACCCACAGGUAAAGAGGAGUCAAGUGGCUGCCAGCCACUGCUCAUCCGCAUCAGUGGAGCCUCCUUCAUCCAGCCUUUCUCCUGUCAGACCGUGUGGCAGUAGCUUCCUCUGUACCUACCAUACAGCUUUACAGUUCUCUAGUUCAGUAUAUUCAUAGUGCCACCCUAGCUCUAAUCCUAACCACUGAUGACCACCACUCUAUCACAGUACGUAUCUCAUAUACAUGUCAUGUAACAUCAAACACCUUAUUUAUCCAAUUAAAAGUUAAAAACGCCUGAUUCAGCUACAAGACACACAACAGCAACUUAAAGGUAGGAACAAUCUUUGUUUAACCAUCGGAGAUGUUGAUGAUAUCUGUCUGCAAGUAUGAAGGUCACAUUUCAUCAACCAUCUACUAUUUAGCAGCAGUGGUUUUGCAAAGUUGUUUAAGCCAAAAAUAAAAUAUGUGCAAAGUUAUUUUUUACUUGCGCAUAUUUUAAAUACCAUUUCAGAAACCAGAUAUUCACACUCACUCAAUUCAUACACUCUAGUGCAGGGAUGGGCAAACUUACUCCUUAAGGGCCACUGUCCUGCUGCUUUUCCAACUAUCCCAACUACCUGUUACCACUGAUUACCUCAAUCAGUCAAUGUUCAGUUAAUCAGCAGCUGAAAAAGCUAACUGACACACCCGAUGAAGGUGAUCAGGAGGAAGAGUUGGAAAACCAGCCGGGACACUGGCCCUCGAGGACCAGGAUUGCCCACCCCUGCGCUAGAGAAUUUAGCUAUUGGAGAAUGAUGAUAUUCAUAAAACUCCUUUUUCUCUUCGGAAUGUGGCAGGACUUUGUUUCCUUUCUAGUCCAGGACCUGAGUCCUUUGUGCUGUUACAAAUGUCCAUGUUCAUUCCACCCAUUUUGUUUUAACUGCCAUCCGUUGCCAUUAAUUUAGAGCCGUGCGUUUACUCUGUGUGACUCACUGUACAUGGCCUUUGUCUAGCUUUGAAGCUAACGUUCCUGGAAGCCAAGCUCCCGGCAUCUCAGCAUUGGUCUGACAGACACCGUUUAGAGGCGUAAAAGAGCAGUUCUGCUGUUCCUCUGUAACUUUCUGUUAUUUUAAUAAGAAACAUUUACUUUACAAACAUGUACUUUAUGACACCUUAUGUGAAAAAUGCAGUAAAUGCUCUGUUCCUGAUGGUUGAACCAAGCUUCAAAGCACCACAUAUCAACAAUAGUAUUUAUUCACCAAACUCUCUUUUUCUCAUUUUAUUGACUAUAAACAAGUUUUGCCAACACACAACCAGCUUUAAAUGACAUCACUGUUAGUGUUACUUUUCCACAAUCACACUGUGUGAAAUAAACAUAAAGACACAAGAGAUCAACUAUUAGUUUUUAAGCAGUUUAUGACCACUCGAUGCAAAAAAACAGGAACUUGUAAAUGGUGCCAUUACUUUUUCCUGCUUGUGCAUUUCCACAAGUGUUUUUGAUGCUAUAGGAAACAGAGCAUUCACCUCCUGUUACAUCACAUCUUCCUGUGACAGAGAGCACAUAAAAUAUCAUAUCUGCAUGUUUAUAGGCCAAACAUGCAAAUAUCCUGUUUUCUGUAUAUGAAAAUUAGAAAAGAACAACAUUAACCUAUUGUCGAUGAUUUGUUUCUUUUUUUUCAUUUUUAAUAUGAAAUUUGCUUAAUAUUUGUGACACCUGUUGUAUUGUACGUGUUAUAAUGGUGCUAUAAUCUGGCCCUCUGUUUUUAGAGGGUACAGUACAUGAUGAACAUUGUGUGUACUAACAGUAUACUUGAACUUAGUGGAAGGACAAUCUGCUUUUAUGUGUUUAAUCAUAAUAAAAAGUUAUGAAGCUGUUCAA
This is a messenger RNA of Betta splendens (Siamese fighting fish), 4713 nucleotides long. RefSeq names its product lysyl oxidase homolog 2B-like. Lineage: Eukaryota; Metazoa; Chordata; Actinopteri; Anabantiformes; Osphronemidae. Gene Ontology annotation, molecular function: protein-lysine 6-oxidase activity; copper ion binding. Gene Ontology annotation, biological process: peptidyl-lysine oxidation; sprouting angiogenesis. The record is from RefSeq and is a predicted model, not a curated record. Gene Ontology annotation, cellular component: membrane. The transcript is spliced from 12 exons. Bases 1093 to 2886 code for a protein of 597 amino acids.